Messenger RNA from Saxophila tyrrhenica, 2679 nucleotides. RefSeq lists its product as uncharacterized. Bases 1 to 2679 code for a protein of 892 amino acids. NCBI's taxonomy places the organism in Eukaryota, Fungi, Ascomycota, Dothideomycetes, Mycosphaerellales, Extremaceae. The record is from RefSeq and is a predicted model, not a curated record. The transcript has a single exon.
AUGCCACCUCGCCGUCGCCUCAAUCCCAUCUCGGCCGCCGCGCUGCCGGUGAGCCGCCUCCCGGUUGGCACUCCACAGGUCGCCACCUCUUCCUCACCACCAGACCAGUCACGCGGUCCCACCAAACCACCACAGCUGAAAGGCCAGCGCAGUGACUUGAGCUUGGAGAAGAACGUAUCCUCCGCUACUGACAAGGAAAGUAACAGCCCCACGCAUAGCUUCCUCUCCACCAUGCCACCCAACGCGCCUUCACAUGACGUCUCGGCAAAGUCUAUAGCAGAGGCUAAGCUGGAACGUCAGCGUGCAAAGUACGAAGAAGCAGAUGCUGCUCGACAAGGUCCUUUACCACUCGACAGACGUGCUCAAACUUCACGUGGCAAGAAUACCAGGUGGAAGCCAUUCGACUUCACCGCCGAUGGUGCGACGCCACGUCCCCAAGAUGAAGGCGGCGCACCGGUCGAAGUCCGCGUCAACACAUUCCGCCCGGCUUCUCGUGCUCCUUCACUCGCACGUUCCGCAUCCGUACUCUCCCAUCGCACCAGCGAUACUGGCCAUUCGGACAUAGAACGCCAAGACUCCAUGCUCACUGACAGCGGCUUCCAGGUGUAUCAGGGCCGCAAGGGCAGGAAGCAGGCAAGUCAGCUGGAUGCUUACGAGAGCAAACCUGAGCCACGUCAGACCACUGUGGAGGCUGAAUUUGACAAUCGCGACGUCCGCCAAGUCUUCGGCGGUGACCUGCCUGGUCCAUCUUUCAUCGAACAGCAUCCCGGCUACAAGAAUGGCCAGCUUCAGUUCCUCCAGCACCCAAACGGCGAUGUCUCAGCCCAUCAGUGGUCGACGGAUCGCUACCAGUGGGAGAAUAUCGGCCAAUACUCCAACAUCCGCAAGAAGCUUGAAGGUCAGCUUGCUUCAGAUAGGCUGAAGGGUGAGACGGCGUACCAGACCCUCCAGCGGAACACUCUGGCGUACUUCCGCAUCGUUGCUAAACAGCGCGAAGCAAACGUCGAAGGACUCGAGUUCGGGCCGAAGGAGAUCCAGGCUGCUAUUCCUGAGCCGCCCAGCGAGCAACCCGCGGCGUAUCCGACCACGUUGAGUGGAGCAAACCGAGAGGAUGGAGUCAAAGAGGCCACGCUGCAUCAAUCACAGCAUGCGUCACCCCAAAUCCAUUACACAACGCACCAUCACCCUGCGACUGAGAAUACUCCCCGACCAUCGCUUCCACCGCAGUUCGAGCAAUACGCCCAGUACCAAUCACGCAACAGCUUCAACGGCAUGAACCCGAACUUUUCCGUGUAUGGUUCGAAUCGAGAGAAUUCACUUUACCUGGCUCCGCGUUUGACUGGGCCUUACAAUCAGGUGUAUGGCCAACUCUGUCCGCAGCACUUGGAUCCGCGCUUCGGCCCGGUCUAUCGUCCGAACUACCCGUCGCGGUCGCUGGGGCUAAAUUACGACUUUCACUUCCCGCCGACCUCUUCAGCAGCUGCUCGUACGCCCUACGACGGUCAUUCAGUAGCUGGCUCUCCCUAUCAGCACAGGCUGGCCAACCAACGGGAAGAUCCACCCAAGCAGAUUUACAGAUUCGAAGGAAGCAACGCGCCAGAGCAAAACCAGCCUUCUCGCCAGACGGCCUGUCACAUCGGGCCGGAUGAAGCCGAAGCAUCCAGCACUGUCAGUCAGCCCCUCACCGAGCUCGCUGCACCGCAGCCUCAGCAUGCCGUUCCUUUCAAUCCUCGCAUAGCUGCACGGGAUCAGCUCUGGAAGCUUCCCGAGACGGCCAAAGAGCGCAGCCAGAGCCAAGCAAACAUCCGCACUGUCCUCUUCGACCCCUUCCAGAGCGAGUCGACUCCGGAGAAGCCCAAGCAGGCGACGAAGGAGGAUGACCAAGAAUCAACGACAGCAUUCAGCCGUAGGGUGGCUGGUAGGAAGUUGCAGCCUCCGCCAACGUUGACUCCAAGCUUGUCGCGAUUCUUUCCAACUGGUCUGGUGCCUCCGCUGCCAAAGUCAUCUUCACCAACCGGCAGCACCACGACGAACAUCCUCCAAAACAGCAGCCCCGACCCGCCGCCAAGCAAGCAAUCUUACACCCAAACCACGCCCCUGAUCACCCGCACCGCAGCCCCACAACCCACCCCACAAACCCUCCAAGCCCCAUUCUUCCCCUCCGAGCUCCCCACCAACCCCGCCAUCGCCUCCGACGACGACACCACCAAAACCCCCCGUGAAACCUACGACGCCCGCCUCCACGAAUGGUACACCAGCGGCACCACCUUCGUCCGCCACGAAGCCCUCUGCCAAACCAUGCAAUCAUCCUCCGCUUCCGACCCAAACGAUACCCGCCUCGACAUCACCCGCCUCCUCAUCCCCGUCCUCGAGAACCUGUCCGCUUACACCCAAGGCCUCGUCGAGAAACGGAAGGACUACUUCUGUCCCUGGAGCAAACCUGCCGAAUGGAUGGUCGAUCGGGGCGGGAAGGGGAACGAGAGUUUCUACGAUGCGCAGUGGGGCACGCCGCCGGCGAGGGUUGGUCGGGAUUCGCGGUACGCUGGGACGAGGGAGUGGAGUGGAGAGAGGUUGCGUUCUAGGAGAGGUAGGGGGAAUGGGACGGGGUGGCAGAGCGUGGCGGGUGCAGGGGGAGGGGGGUUGGUGGGUGGGAGGUUCGCUUUUGGGGGGCGGUAUUGA